AUGCUUCUUACUCAACGCGACAAGCUGCCAGCAUCUCUGGCGAUCGCACGCUCUGCACUUUCUGCAUUGGCUAUGCGGUUGCCAACGAGCGAAGUAUGGGCGUGGCGGCAAGUUGGUGCGGAGCUUAGCGGACUUGUGGAUCAAGCUCGCGACCUUGUUUCACAGUACGAGCGUGUGCAGACAGAAGGGACGCCGCUUGAGAGACACCUCUGGUUCCAACAGGGCACGAGCUUUGAUGGAUGCUGGGAAUGCCUCUCAUUAGUCCAGGCACUAUGGUGCUAUGCAGUUGUCGGCGCAUUUGAUGACAGUAUGGGUCCUGCGCACAAGGGUACAGCAGCCAGCAUGGCUCAGCGUGUAUGGAAUCCCUCACUCUUGCCAUCAGCCAUGACUGUCCUUGAACAGUUACUCUGUGUGCUAGCAUCAAUCGGCACUACGCUCCAGGCUCAGUCUUGGAAAUGCUCUACAGUUUCAUCCAAUGCAAAAUCAUCGGAUACGUUUGGAUUUCUGUGGUGGGGCUUAUGUGAGUCCAUUCGGCGCUCCGUGCUUGCCACGCACGCACUGCUUGUAGUAUGGCAAUACACACGCGCUGCGUCGGAAGAGACACAUGCACCCGCUCCGCGCUUAGGCUCGCCACUCAUAUGUCAACACAUUCCUUCUAAAGUAUGGGAUCAUAUCAUGCAGCUGGAACUCCCUGCAAUUGCUUCCGUAUUUGAGGCGGACAAUGUAACACAGUGGCGCCUCAACAUGGAGAAGCACGCGACACAGCAUGGCGUCAGCGAGCAAAAACUCUCUCUAAUGAUGUGUAUGCAAUAUCGCCCGUCGUCGGCCAGCGAGGAUCGUGCGAAUAUACCAUUUUAUCUCACGUCGUACUUCCACCAUCACGACGAGUUCACGAACAUUUGCCUCUGCGCCCUAUUUGGCUUGACAGAGUCAUAG
Molecule: messenger RNA, 936 nt
Organism: Malassezia globosa CBS 7966
Lineage: Eukaryota; Fungi; Basidiomycota; Malasseziomycetes; Malasseziales; Malasseziaceae
Exons: 1
Coding region: 1-936 (311 amino acids)
Source: RefSeq, a predicted model, not a curated record